AACCCGACAUGCCGCCAAAAUUUGGAAGCCUGGAUGCCCUCCGUGGGAAGGAUGAGGAGGAAGAUGACGAAGAAGCAGAGGCAUUUGCUGGCGGCAUUGGGCGUGGCGGGGGUGGAAGCGGGCAGAACGUCCUCGAUCCAAGGAAGAUCAUGGAUCGUGCGCGAGACAUCGGCGCAGUUGCAGCUUCAGAGCACGAGUCCGGGAGAUCCCGCGCGUUUGUUGGCUCGGGUUUCUCACUCUCUGGGGAAAGCAAUCAGCCCGUGGUCGUGAACGAGGAUGAGACCAAGAUCAAGCACACGAUCACAUUCUGGAAGGAAGGGUUCACGGUUGACGAUGGUCCGUUGAGGAACUUUGAUGCACCUGAAAACGCAAGUUUCUUGAAUGACAUCAACAAGGGAAGGCUCCCUCAAGAGUUUGCGGGUGAGAAGGGGGCGUACGUCAGUCUGAUAAGUCGACAUGGCGAGAGCCACAAAGAGUCCGCUCCUGCUGCUGCAUCGGCGGCGAGAUCGUUCACUGGACAAGGUCACUCGCUGGGAGGAGCAAGCAGCAGUGCGCAAGCUGCGGCAGCGAAUGCAACGGUCCAACCCCCUUCGGUUUCCAUCAAUGUCAACGACGCCCAGCCUUCUACCACUCUGCAGCUGCGCUUGCACGAUGGAACCAGGCUCACUCAAAGGUUCAACUUGUCUCACACAGUUGAGAAUGUCUAUGAGUUUGUUGCUUCCGCUACUCCGGGAUUAGAAUUUGACCUCAUGGUGUCCUUCCCCGUCAAAAGCUUGAGGAUAGAAGCCAGGCAAAAUUGCAGAAUGCAGCUCUCAUCCAAACUCUACGUUGAAGCCUCUAUCAACUUGCCAUGA
Guillardia theta CCMP2712 is the source of this 854-nucleotide messenger RNA. RefSeq lists its product as hypothetical. The transcript has 11 exons. Bases 9 to 854 code for a protein of 281 amino acids. Gene Ontology annotation, cellular component: cytosol; nucleus. Gene Ontology annotation, molecular function: ubiquitin binding. Lineage: Eukaryota; Cryptophyceae; Pyrenomonadales; Geminigeraceae. Gene Ontology annotation, biological process: membrane fusion; nuclear membrane reassembly; autophagosome assembly. The record is from RefSeq and is a predicted model, not a curated record.